AUGUUUAAGACUCGCCUUGCCGCUUUAUCCGCCGCUAUCCUGUUCCUUGGUGCAAAGUGUGCUCCUAUACAAUCUUCUGGAACAAUCAUUAAACCUACCACCACAUUAAGCACAUCAGCAGUGCACACUGUGCCCACACAUUCGGCUAGCCCUCAAAUUGCAAACAACAGCAAUGAAGGAACAAGCACUGGGGGAAACGAGAGCGGCGGUCUUCUUGAUAGCAUCGGAAGCACUGUGGGUAACGUAGUUGGGAGUGUUGCCAACGAUUCGGAGGAAUUAGUCUCGCCCAUCAUCAUGGACACCGGCGAUUUCCGAAACGCGAAUAAGCAACAAUCAUCACUGCCUCAUAGUCCUCGGUUUAUAGGCUGA
This is a messenger RNA of Fomitiporia mediterranea MF3/22, 369 nucleotides long. RefSeq lists its product as uncharacterized. The coding region runs from base 1 to 369 and encodes 122 amino acids. The transcript has 3 exons. NCBI's taxonomy places the organism in Eukaryota, Fungi, Basidiomycota, Agaricomycetes, Hymenochaetales, Hymenochaetaceae. The record is from RefSeq and is a predicted model, not a curated record.